Molecule: messenger RNA, 579 nt
Organism: Aspergillus sclerotioniger CBS 115572
Lineage: Eukaryota; Fungi; Ascomycota; Eurotiomycetes; Eurotiales; Aspergillaceae
Exons: 1
Coding region: 1-579 (192 amino acids)
Source: RefSeq, a predicted model, not a curated record
AUGUCUUCUACGGAUGAACCAGCUCCGAACGUGCAAGAACUGCAGUCUCUGAUCAAUGGGAGACUACAGGCACAGGGGUACGAAGAACGAAUUGUCACGGACGAGAUCCGGACCUACUGGGUUGGACCUCGGAAUGAAAUCGUCAAAUUGCAACGGAUUCUUGCCGUAAUUCCCACGGACGAGGAGAAGAGUACGCUUCGCAAGAUUCUGUCUGCCUGGAUGAACGACCAACGGGAGAACAAGCCCCAGUACGAUCCAUUCCGGGGAUUUCUUCAGGACGGCUAUCGAGUGCAAUUCUUCGUGGAACGGCGGCGUGAAGAGGGCGCCCCAGUCGAGGCGGAUUGUCUCGAAGAUCUCCGCCUGGACCCAAAUAAUCCAGCUAAGCUUGAAUAUGAUACCCGGGACAAAGAUGAUAAGAAGAUCAUCGAGAGGUGGCUCAAGCAGGAAGCCAGGCGCAAUCCACCAAGUAACGCCGACCGGACUUUUACCGAUAAUGCAAAGUAUAACGAGAUCUUUGACAUCCAUUUUUUACGGUAUUUCGAUCUACAGAUUAGAAAUGGCUUGGUGUGGGGGGAAUGA